Molecule: messenger RNA, 5280 nt
Organism: Corythoichthys intestinalis (scribbled pipefish)
Lineage: Eukaryota; Metazoa; Chordata; Actinopteri; Syngnathiformes; Syngnathidae
Gene: abhd17b
Product: abhydrolase domain containing 17B, depalmitoylase
Exons: 5
Coding region: 420-1316 (298 amino acids)
Biological process (GO): regulation of postsynapse organization; protein depalmitoylation
Cellular component (GO): plasma membrane; endosome membrane
Molecular function (GO): palmitoyl-(protein) hydrolase activity
Source: RefSeq, a predicted model, not a curated record
GGCGGCGAUGUCUCAUGACUACAUCUCAUUAUGAGUCAAGCGAUACUGCUAUUAACUGCGAGACGAUCCGCGAAACAGAUUGAUGCCGAACCGCAAAUAAGUUUAUAAAUUAGCGUCUAUUUUGUCCUCACCUAUGUUACGUUUAGAACGCCUAGAAAUUUAUGUUUCUUGACUCGAUUAACAACAUUCGGGAUUCUAUGGUGAGGGAACCGAGCGCAGGAAGAAAAAGGAACCGUCACGGAAGCUGCCAAAAGUGGACGACGGAGCCUUUUCAUCUCGACAACCGGAUACUCCUGCCUCGUGAUUAUAUUUGCAUCUCUUCCUGUCGUCUUGAAGGAUCAUAUACAUUCAUUGGCUUGGUUUGAAGAUAAUACCAAAGGUGUCGCUAGAAAACUGAGAGGAAACAACCGAUAUCUAGGAUGAACCACUUAUCCUUCAGCGAGCUUUGUUGCCUCUUCUGCUGCCCGCCUUGCCCCAGUAAGAUCACGGCCAAGCUGGCCUUCCUCCCCCCAGAGCCUACCUACAGUCUGAUGUGCGACGAGAGCGGCAGCCGCUGGACGCUGCACUUGUCCGAUCGUGCCGACUGGCAGUACUCAUCUCGUGAGAAGGAAGCCAUCGAGUGUUUUAUGACGCGCACCUCCAGGGGCAACCGCAUCGCUUGCAUGUUUGUCCGCUGCUCGCCCAGCGCCCGCUACACGCUGUUGUUCUCCCACGGGAACGCGGUGGACUUAGGCCAGAUGAGCAGCUUCUACAUUGGUCUGGGUUCCCGGAUCAACUGCAACGUCUUCUCAUACGACUACUCCGGUUACGGCGCCAGUUCCGGGAAACCCUCCGAGAAGAAUCUGUACGCUGAUGUGGACGCCGCCUGGCAGGCGCUCCGCUCCCGGUAUGGCAUCCGUCCAGAAAGCGUGAUUGUGUACGGCCAGAGUAUUGGUACGGUGCCUUCUGUGGACCUGGCCUCUCGCUACGAGAGCGCCGCAGUGAUCCUGCACUCCCCACUCACCUCCGGUAUGAGGGUGGCCUUCCCUGACACCAAGAAGACUUACUGCUUUGACGCCUUUCCCAACAUCGACAAGAUUGCCAAAGUGACUUCGCCGGUGCUGGUGAUCCAUGGCACGGAUGAUGAGGUCAUCGACUUCUCCCACGGACUGGCACUGUACGAGCGCUGCCAGCGCCCCGUAGAGCCGCUGUGGGUGGAAGGAGCAGGACACAACGACGUGGAACUCUACGGACAGUACCUAGAGAGACUCAAGCAGUUCGUCGCGCACGAGCUGGCGCAGUUUGCCUCUGCGGAAGUGCCGGUGGUAAAAUUUUGAUGAUAAACCACCUCUCCUACUUGGAGCUCCACUUCACGCCGGUCCAUUCUGCUGCAACUGUGAACUUUGAAUACACAAAUUUAUUGUUUUUCCUGUUUGGACUUUUUUUUAACAUGUUGCGCAAUUGCACAAUGCUACGGUAUGCGAAUGCAAGAGGAAGUAGACGACAUAAUGCGUGAAGUGGAUCCUGUGUGACAUUUUUUGCUGCCUUUUACAAAGGAUGCCGUCCUCACUUGUCAAAGGAGACCUCUGAGCAGGCUGCAAGGGUGCUGACAUUCUCACUAACAGCCUUGAUCCAAACUGGAAGGCACUCUCCAAUCCAACUCAUGUUGACUUUUUAUUUUGUAUCAUUGCAGUAUGUAUACAGGAUAUUUGCACAUAUCAAUUGUCACUGAAGAACUGUGAGACAAACUGCUGUGCUGAUCGGUGUUGCCAAAUGUUUAGUAGAAUAUAUCGCAACGAGACGGGCUCUACACUUUAUCGUGUUGCCUCCUCAGAUCUCGCUUGUAAUUUGAUCAUGCAAUGUCGUUAUUCUCAGAUUAGCAUCACUAUGCAGACGUCAGUUUCAAAGAAUUGUCUCUUGAGAAGAACGUGUCAAGAUGAUUCCUCAUUCUCUUUUGUUAACUUUUAGCGUCUUCGAGAAUCCAUAGCUACAGCUUAUAUUGAAGAUAUUGCUUGUAUAUCUAUUUAAAAAAAAAAAAAAAAACUUUUUGAAUAUGUUAAAGAUGUAUACCGCUAAUGCCCAUCCAGGCCGAGAUUGGUGCCUGGAGUCCUUAUUUAUUUUCAGUUCAGGAAGAUUAUAGAUUAACUAUUUUUUUUGACCACACUUACUAACUCGCCAUGUGUGUACCGUAUUUUUCAGAGUAUCAGUCGCAGCAGUCAAAUGUUUCACGAAGAACAAAAAAACAUGUCCUCCUCCAUUAUGAAUUGAGUUUAUUUUACAGAAACUGAGACCAACAACAGACAGUUCAUCUUGAGUUUGAAGUUUUAACCUUUUAUAGGGCUAUUAUGUAAGUAGUUAGCCGCCAUUGACGAAGCUAGACGUCCAAUUCAUAUUGAUUGGGAGGGUCAAAUAAACGAAUAUUUGAUUUAUAAAAAUAGAGUUGUCCAGUAAUCUGAUUCAGAUAUCAAACCGACACGGUUGGGUACUUAACGUGUUAUUGCUAAUUGCAUUGUGAUGCCCCACUGGAGGCGUAAAUAACGAUAAUGCUCACAUAAAAAAUCCCAAGCAUCUUGGUUUGGAAACAUCUAAUGGUCAAUAAGCAUAACUGCUGUGCUAAGCCGUGACCAGCACCUGUGCAAAGGCAGAAUAAAAUAAACAUUGUGAUAAAUAAGCAAACCUCAACUGAAGUUACAGUGGGGAGAACAAGUAUUUGAUACACUGUCAAUGGGUUUUCCCAUUGGCAGUGUAUCAAAUACUUGUUCUCCCCACUGUAUAUAAAAUGAAUGUCCCAUAUAAAUAAUAUAAAUUGAAAUGAGCCACAAAAAUGUCCAUGAAUAAAUAAAAGGAAUCAUUCAAAAUUACAUUAUGUAUACAGUAAUCACCCCAAAGAACCACUAGGGGAUGACGAUCAAGGCAGGCAGGCAAUCAUUGGACAUGCCAAUUAAAUGACAAUUCCCAAGCUGCAAUAUGCUUUUGCGCAGAUUUUUGUAUUUUAUUACUUUUAUAGUUUUUGUGGUGACUAUUUGUUUCUGGUAACGCAGUAGUUAUAUGUAAUAAGUUUGUAAUUCACACAGACUUCAUAAUGUAUUGACGGGACACAGGCCCCCUAUGAAUCAGCCCCAUCUCCGUCAAAGCUGACCAAGUGGAAACACAGACAAAUAGCUUAUUCCGAUGAAAGUUCUUGUGAAUAAAUGCUUAAAUCCCUGAAUUCUUUAUAGAUAUGGACACAAGACCGUCUCGAUUCUUGGUUAAAAGCAAAAACAACAUGCAGGUAGCAUUUAUUUUCUGUAAAUAUUGCGAACUAUGAGGCUAGUCAGGAAAUUAGCGGCCGCCAUAUGUAAACAAAGAGCUUUUUCCGUUGAAAAUUCUUGUGAAUGAAUGCUUAAAUCCCUGAAUUCUUUCUUUAUUGAUAUGGACAUAAAAGUCCCGAUUCUUGGUUAAAAGCAAAAAACUGUGCCGGUAGCAUUUUUUUUUUUUUUUCAACAUAAAUAUUGCGAACUAUGAGGCUAGUCAGUAAGGAAAUUAGCGGCAGCCAUAUGUAAACAAAGAGCUUUUUCCGUUUAAAAUUCUUGUGAAUAAAUGCAAAAUCCCUGAAUUCUUUAUAGAUAUACAUGUAAAAGAGUCAAUUCUUGGUCAAAAGGAAAAAAAAAACGUGCAGGAAGCAUGUAUUUUACAUAAAUAUUGCGAAGUAUAAUGCCAAUGCUGUAGCGGCUAAUUUCUCCCAUUAAUUUUUUUCUCAACAUUUCAAAAUGCAUGCAAGGUACGAAAAAUAUAAUAAUUACCUUGGAUCCUCGAAAAAAUCACUCCUGAAACAAUCCUUCCUGUUUGUAUGCAGUACAGCUUUCGUACUUUUUCAACCUAAAUCCGGCGUUAGAUCGCUGCAUGUGACCGACUGCUAAUGAAGCGGUGUGUUGGAUGGCAAUGAAUGAGGAAUGUGUCGUGUCAAGACAUUAUGAAGUCUAUGUAAUUCAUUAUUUUUCAAUAUUUUAUUGUUCAUUUAAUACUUGCACCAUGCUUUGUCUGCUUACAUAACAAAAUCCCAAGCUUCUUAGUUUAGAAAUGUCUAAUGGUAAAAAAGUAUAACUGACGUACUAAGCUGUGACAAACCUUGUACAAAGGCAGAAGGCUUGUACAUUCAUUUUUAAGGAAACAACAUGCAUAUAGGCCCAAAACCGUUCGCGAAAUGCCGAUGUCAAUAUUAUCCGAAAUCAUUUUAAAUGCUUUUAUUAGCCGACAUGAUCGGCCACCAGAUAAUAAUUAAGACCUGGUGUCCAGGUAACCGGAUGUCCCAUUUUGGGUCAUAUAGGCCACACUUGAACACCAAAUGUUAAUAUUGUGGCCUACAUGACCCAAAAGGUAAUUUCCACGUAUAGUAUGUGGCUGCCAGGUCUUUAAGUUCUUUCAUAGUUUUUUUUUAAUUGCCAAAAAAUUAUCAUUUGCCCUAUAAAUGUUUAAAAACAAAUGGAUAAAGAACAAUAGGCUUAGUAGGCUUGCAAUAUGCUAAUGUAAAAUGUUAACAUGAUCACUCAGCUACACAAUGCGUACACUGCAGAACACAUUCCUUCUUGAACAUGUCAGUCAGAGUGAAAUACCAUUUAAAACCUAUUAACUUUGACGUUGUAAUGGAUACAUUCAAACUUGAGUGGAAGCCACAGGACAAUCUGAACUAUGGAGGAGGGAAAAAAAGUGACUUAUAGUUCUAAAAAUACAGUCCACAGAUUAUAACGUCAUAGCUCGGCGUUAAAAGGCCCUCAUUUUCCUUUCACUCGCUUGCCUGCAUGCCAUUUCUGGGUCCAUUGUUGAUGGUUUACUUGCCCUUUUAUUGCUGAGUGAAGCCAUUUCAAUGUACUAAUGACUCUAUUUACUAUCAGAGAUGAGAUAAGCAAAUGUCAAUGUUCACACAAUGUCAUUCCCUCCUUGUUUUUGGUCUACAAGCCGUAAUGUAUGACGUUGGACCGUAUUGAGGCUGUGUGUGGUAGCAUCACAUCGACUGAUUGGUCCUGUGUUUUUCCUUUGAAAAAAGUACCAUUCAUUUUUUUCUGUUUAAGAUGACACCUUUGUGCACUUUGUAUAUAGGAAUAUAUUAUGCCUGUGCUUUUUGUUCCUCUAAAAAGCAGUUGCCAUCUCUUAUACUGGAUUUGAUGUCAGAUCAAGGUACAGUCCUCAAUGUUUUAUACUGCUCUGAUUUUUUUUUUUGGGGUACCACAUAUUUCGAUACGAAUGGAACUCAAACUGUAAUGACAAUAUUAACUUCAGCGACUCAAAUGUGGAUAGCGAAAAUAAAAUGUUCAUUUAGAAGAA